This is a messenger RNA of Caenorhabditis elegans, 2567 nucleotides long. RefSeq names its product Not3 domain-containing protein (gene ntl-3). The record is from RefSeq and is marked reviewed. The coding region runs from base 5 to 2110 and encodes 701 amino acids. Gene Ontology annotation, biological process: regulation of stem cell population maintenance; regulation of DNA-templated transcription. Gene Ontology annotation, cellular component: nucleus; CCR4-NOT core complex; cytoplasm. Lineage: Eukaryota; Metazoa; Nematoda; Chromadorea; Rhabditida; Rhabditidae. The transcript has 8 exons.
UACAAUGGCUGAAAAGCGAAAACUGUUAGCAGAAAUUGACAAAUGCUUCAAAAAGAUCGACGAAGGCGUCGAACUUUUCGAGGAGACGAUGGAAAAGAUGCACGAGGCGAACAGUGAUAAUCAGCGUGACAAAUAUCAAGAUGACCUGAAAAAAGAGAUCAAAAAGCUGCAGCGGCUCCGAGAUCAGGUCAAAAAUUGGCAGAAUGCUAGUGAAAUUAAGGAUAAGGACAAGCUGAACUCGUACCGAAAGCUCAUCGAGCAGCGAAUGGAACAAUUCAAGGAUGUUGAACGCGAGAAUAAGACGAAACCACAUAGUAAACUUGGACUAUCGGCCGAGGAGAAGCUUGAUCCGAAAGAAAAAGAAAAGGCCGAGACGAUGGACUGGAUUCAGCAUCAGAUUCGAUCGUUGAACGAGGAAGUCGAUCGGACGGAAAUGCAGCUUGAGUCGUUGAGCAAUACGGAUACGGGGAAGGGGAAACGCGGGAAGAAGGAGGAUGCGAAGACGAAGAAUGAACGGGAAAAGCGUGUCGAGGGGUUGAAGCAUCAUUUGGAGCGGAUUAAUUUUCAUAUUGAGAAGCUUGAAAUUUGCAUGCGAAUGAUCAGCAACGAGAGCCUAAACGCAAAAAUGGUGCUAGAAACGCUGAAAGAGCCCAUCGAGACAUACGUAGAAAUGAUGAACGAAGAAGAUUCGGAAGAAGCGGACAAUUAUGAUCCCGAUGAUGCUUACGAUGAGCUUAAUCUUGAGAAGCUUUGCCAACAGAUUGGAGGAGUCAACGUGGCGUCAGUGGACGAUGAGCAUCGGGAGAACGGUCAUGAGCUCGGGAUUGACACGGCCGAGUCUGGAGCAGUGUCGGGCUCACGGCACACAAGUGGAGAGAAUGGACAACCGCCGAGCCCUGCUGGACGGCGGAUUGUUCCGUUGUCAAUGCCGUCGCCACACGCGGUUACGCCGGAACUUAAGCGGCUGGCUAGUAAAGAUUCGAAUGUGGAUAGGCCUAGAACACCGCCUGUCACGCCUGCAUCCGCAGCCCCACCACCACCCGGGAUACCGUACAAUUCAGUGGCAGCCGGUCGAAGUACAACUACACCCGUCCCAUCAACUCCGAUUUCGGCAAACUCACCGGCCCCGUCACUGGCUCAGGCGGCUCCUAUCGCCGCUGCUUCACCAGUUUUUCCGCCGGCUGCAGCAGCCGCUAGUAAACCAGUGUUGGCUCAAUCUGUUAGCGAGAUGCCUCAAAAGAAGGAAAGUAUCACCUCAACGACGUCUCGUGGAUCUGCAGCAGCACCUGCCACCACCACAACCACCACCACCACUACAACAUCGUCAGAACCAGCUGAAGUUCCCCUAGUUGUGCAGCAAACCGUCUCGGAGACGUUUGUCAAUGGAGUGGAUUCUCCGGCCGCGGCGACUCGGUUGACGCAACAGGAGCGCCAGCAGCAGCUCCAGCAGCAGCAUCAUCAUCAGUCAACAAUCAUUCCAACCACCCCCACCACGACUACUACAUCAUCAUCAAUGUUGGGUGGAAUGAUGUCAACUGACGAUCCGGCGGCGGCACUGCAAGCUGCACUCAAUAUGGCUGCUGCUUCUCAACAGGCUGUCGCCACCGGACCAAAACGAGCUCAUAUCCCGGCGUGGUUGGGCGCUUCACCACUCGGACGUACCUCGAUGACACAGGAGUUUGACGGACAGCUUGCCGCAUUGGAGUUGGCGUGUGCUAAGGCAACGUUCCCGUUGGAUAGUGAGAAGCCGAGGAACUACUUAUCGAAGGUCUCGUUCCCGGUGCCAAGUUGGUAUGGACAGACCGCACCAAACACAUCGGACAGCUUGGAAUACUAUCUCCGCUUGGCUCCUGACACGUUAUUCUUCAUUUUCUACUAUAUGGAAGGAACACGUGCCCAGCUGCUGGCGGCAAAGGCUCUCAAAAAGCUCUCGUGGCGUUUUCACACGAAAUAUUUGACAUGGUUCCAGCGACACGAGGAGCCGAAACAGAUUACGGACGAUUAUGAGCAGGGAACAUACGUGUACUUUGAUUUCGAAAAAUGGUCUCAACGCAAGAAGGAAUCGUUCACUUUUGAGUACAAAUUCCUCGAGGACAAGGAAUUCGACUGAUUCCUUCUUUUUCAUCUUUUUCCUCUUUUUCUCUGCGUCUAUCUCUCUAUCUCUCUCUCACUUUCCAAAAAUCUCCCUUCUCCACAAGCCCCGCCCAUUUAUUGGUUUCCCCGUCGCCCCCCUUUUGAACUACCGUAAUCCUCUUCUUUCAUAGAUUUUGGUUUGGUUUUAAUAUCGUUUUUUAAUGUAUUCGAGUAAGUAUAAUAGAUUUGUCUCUAUCUGCAGAUGUGCAGAUUCUAUAGGAUUACUGUACACUGGGUUACGGUAGCAUCGCCCCCCCCCCCCCCCCUCAUUUACCAUUCUUUCUGUGUGCGGGUACCCCUUGUAAUGUUCCCCAGAGAGAUUGGAUGUUUUUUUUUAAAGUAAUCAUUUGUGUUUUUCUUUGUUUUGUUAUUUAAUUAUACCCAUUCCCCUUAUUAUUUUAUUCCUCUUAUUAUUCCCUUAAAAAUACCUCUUC